Molecule: messenger RNA, 2212 nt
Organism: Spinacia oleracea (spinach)
Lineage: Eukaryota; Viridiplantae; Streptophyta; Magnoliopsida; Caryophyllales; Amaranthaceae
Product: B3 domain-containing transcription factor VRN1
Exons: 7
Coding region: 237-2045 (602 amino acids)
Molecular function (GO): DNA binding
Source: RefSeq, a predicted model, not a curated record
UGAAACCCUUUUCUAAAACCCUACUAGUAACUAAAUCACUUUAGUUAGUAGUCAUUCUUUUUCACUCAAUUCCAUCUAUAUCAGUCACACUCCUACUUAUUUCCUCAAAAAACUACACAUUUUUUUUAUGGUGUAUUAAAAAACUACACAAUUAUGGCACCUUCCUAUUUAAUUCAAACUUAAACUUCUUUUCAUUUUUAUUUUUUGCAUUUAUAGUUUCUCUCACUAGAUCUUUCAUGGAGGCAAAUCGAGCAAUGAAACCCAGAAGAAUUGAAGAAAGCAGUAAAAAAAGCCCUACAAUCUUCUAUAAAUUGAUGGUUUCACCUUGUCAACAAUCUAAGAAACUGAGAAUUCCGAAGAAAUUCACAAAGGCACACCGCAAUGAACUCUGUAGUCAAUCCAUCUUAACCGUUUCCAAUGGUGAAACUUGGAAAGUGAAGUUUAUCAAAGAGGACAAUGAGCUAUCUUUUAGUAAUGGUUGGAAGGAUUUUGUGGAGUAUUUCUCCAUAAGUUUUGGUUACUUUCUUUUGUUCGAAUAUAAAGGCAAUUCCAACUUCAAAGUUAAUAUAUUUGACUUAACUGGUUUUGAGAUAUCAUACCCGUGUAAGAAACCCGAAAUGCUGAUUACGCCUUCAAGUAGCUCGAAAACGGGUUAUGGUGAAGUGAUGCAACUAAGUAGUGAAGACGAGGAUUGUGUUGGUGAUGGUGAUGGUGAUGGUGAUGGUGAAGAAGAGAUGGAUAAUGCUAGAGAAUGCAAUAUACUUGGGUAUCCUCAAUGGUUAAAGAAGUGCAAGGGCCUAAUCAACAGUUUAACUGCUGCUGGAAUUUCAUUGCCCAAAAAACCUUUCUUUGUUGCGUCUGUGAAGCUAUAUAAUCUGGAAGGUUACUUGAGAAUUCCGGAGAAGUUUGUAAGGAAAUUUCGCAAAGAACUCUCCACAACCUCUAUCCUCAAAGUUCCGAGUGGUGAAGCUCAAAAGGUUGCAAUAGUCAAAGAGGGUAACAAGCUGUGGUUUCAAAAUGGUUGGCAAGAAUUUGUGGAGUAUUUCUCCAUAAACUAUGGAUUCUUAAUUCUGUUCAAAUAUGAAGGGAAUUCAAAUUUCAGUGUUCAUAUCUUCGAUCCAACUGCCUGCGAGAUAUCUUAUCAGAGACAUGAACCUUUUCCUCAAGAACUUGAUGAUGAUGAUGAUGAUGAUGAUUUUGAUGAUGAUUUUGAUGAUGGUGAUGAUGAUGAUGAUAAGAACAGUACUGAAAUCUUGCCUUCAUCAGCAGUAAAUCUGAGAAAUUCUGAUGCAGAAGUAAUACAACUGGAUAGUGAUGAUGAGGAGACAAAUGAUGUGAAAGAAGGCAAUCUAUUUGGGUGUCAAAAUGCUUACCAGACGGGGAAGUAUAAUGGGAUAACGAACGUUGUGAGUACUGCUGCUGGAAUUUCCUCGCCUGAAAGACCUUCCUUUGUUACUGAUGUUAGGUCAUAUUUUGUGCACGGAUUCAAAAAUGACAGUAAGAAACCCGAAAUCUUGCAUACACCUUCAAUUAGCUCGAAAACAGGUUAUGUAGAAGUCAUACAACCAAGUAGUGAAGAUGAGGAAUGUGUUGGUGAUGAAGAAGAGAUGGAUAAUACAAGAGAAUGCACUCGACUUGGGUAUCCUCUAUGGUUGAAGAAGUACGAGGGGUUAAUCAAUGUUGUUACUUCUGCUGGAAUAACUUUGCCGAAAAAUCCAUUUUUUGUUGCUGCUAUGAAGGUGUAUAAUUUGAAAGGUGGAGCGUACUUGAACAUUCCCAUGGGCUUUGGUCGAGUGCACAUCGAAUGUGAGGCAAUGCAAAGGAAACAGAUCAUGCUCGAGGCAUCUGAUGGAACGCAAUGGGAAGUUGAUUGUGUUAGAAAUGGCAGAAAGUGCAUGUUUAGUCGAAGGUGGAUCAUCUUUGCGCGCCAAAUCGGUUUGGAAGUAGGCGAUUUCUGUGUUUUCGAGCUAAAGGGUGCAAAGAAGAAGUAUGUGGUGAUUAAAGUUCAUGUGGUUAAGAAGUUAGAUAUCAAGUCUUCUACUUAAUUCCUUUUAAUCUUAUUUUUGCUCUACUAAUCUUUUGUUUUACUGUAUGCCAUUGUCUACUAAUCUUUGACAGUUCAAUCUUUUGCCUUUUGUGCCUAUGUAGUAUGUAGUAUGUAUUGAGAUUUGAGGAUAAUAUCAAUAAUCAGAAUAACUUAAUUUAGUAUAUA